Jaculus jaculus (lesser Egyptian jerboa) is the source of this 3494-nucleotide messenger RNA. It is a transcript of the gene Stam2, whose product is annotated as signal transducing adaptor molecule 2. Bases 38 to 1615 code for a protein of 525 amino acids. NCBI's taxonomy places the organism in Eukaryota, Metazoa, Chordata, Mammalia, Rodentia, Dipodidae. The record is from RefSeq and is a predicted model, not a curated record. The transcript is spliced from 14 exons. Gene Ontology annotation, biological process: signal transduction. Gene Ontology annotation, molecular function: ubiquitin binding; phosphatidylinositol binding. Gene Ontology annotation, cellular component: endocytic vesicle.
GGCGGGCCGCGGCGAGGCAGGCUCGGGCGCCGGCGACAUGCCGCUCUUCACUGCCAACCCUUUCGAGCCAGACGUGGAAAAAGCCACAAAUGAAUACAAUACUGCAGAAGACUGGAGUCUUAUUAUGGACAUAUGUGACAAAGUUGGAAGCACUCCAAAUGGAGCAAAAGACUGCCUGAAGGCCAUAAUGAAAAGGGUGAAUCACAAGGUUCCUCAUGUUGCCCUGCAGGCACUAACUCUUCUUGGGGCUUGUGUGGCAAAUUGUGGAAAGAUAUUUCAUUUAGAAAUAUGUUCACGAGAUUUUGCAUCGGAAGUACGCACUGUGAUAAAAAAUAAGCCUCAUCCUAAAGUUUGUGAAAAACUAAAAUCUUUAAUGGUGGAAUGGUCAGAAGAAUUUCAGAAGGACCCCCAAUUUAGUCUGAUAUCUGCAACUAUUAAAUCUAUGAAGGAAGAAGGAAUUACUUUUCCAUCAGCUGGUUCUCAGACUGCCUCAGUUGCUGCCAAGAAUGGCACAGCACUGAACAAAAACAAAGAAGACGAAGACAUAGCUAAAGCCAUUGAAUUGUCAUUGCAAGAGCAGAAGCAGCAAUACUCAGAGACAAAAUCUUUAUAUCCAUCUGCAGAAAUUCAGUUAAAUAAUAAGGUUACACGGAAAGUGAGAGCUUUAUAUGAUUUUGAAGCUGUUGAGGACAAUGAACUCACCUUUAAACGUGGUGAAAUUAUUAUUGUUUUGGAUGACAGUGAUGCCAAUUGGUGGAAAGGAGAAAAUCACAGAGGAAUUGGACUCUUCCCAUCUAAUUUUGUAACAGCUAACUUAAACAUUGAGUCUGAGGCAGCAGCUGUGGACACAUUGAAAGAAGCUGAUGAUGAUGUGGAGGAAAAUACAAGAUCAGAGCCUGAGCCUGUUUAUAUAGAUGAGGAAAAGAUGAACAGAGCCCUGCAGGCUCUUCAGAGUAUAGAUCCAACAGAUUCAAAACCAGACUCCCAAGACCUCUUGGACUUAGAAGAUACCUGUCAACAGAUGGGUCCAAUGAUAGAUGAAAAACUUGAAGAGAUUGAUAGGAAGCAUUCAGAAUUGUCUGAGUUGAAUAUAAAAGUCAUGGAAGCUCUGGAACUAUAUAACAAAUUGGUGAAUGAAGCACCAGUCUACCCGGUGUAUUCAAAGCUCCAUCCUCCAGCACAUUACCCAUCUACAUCAGCGGGGGUUCCAAUGCAGACAUACCCAGUUCAGCCACAUGGUGGAAACUACAUGGGUCAAAGCAUUCACCAAGUAGCUGUUGCCCAGAACUAUAGCCUGGGACCAGAUCAUAUUGGUUCACUGAGAUCUCUACCUCCCAAUGUGAAUUCCUCAGUAACAACACAGACUGCUCAAACUCCAUAUUUAAGCACCGGACAAGACACUGUUUCCAAUCCUUCUUACAUGAACCAGAACUCUAAUCUUCAGUCAGCUCCUGGAACAGCUGCCUACACACAGCAGAUGGGGAUGUCAGUGGACAUGUCAGCCUAUCAGAACACCACUUCCAACUUGGCACAGGUGGCAGGCUUUCCGGUGGCAGGUCCAGCUCCUUCAGUCAUACAGCCACAAGCAAAUUACCAUCAGCAGCCUCUUCUUUAGAAAUAAGCUACAUGUUUCCUUGAAAAAUCUUUCUAAGUGUGUCACUCACCCAUGUGACACCAAUGUGAAAAGAAAACCUUUCUCCUGAUUCAAAGAACUAUGAAUAAAUAAAGCACAAACACCUGUCUUAACUCUGGAGGCCAUAAAAGGUUUGUUUCAGCCCAGUUUGUUUGAAGUUAAUCCUUUGAUCAGAGGCAGCUUAAAGAUGCUUCCAGUUUUGUCAUACUUUGAAAUCUACAAAAAUCUGGACCUUCAAUGAGCAGCCUUAGGACACUUAGUGGUAUGAGCUAGUUUUACUUUCACAUUUUUCCCCUAAGCUGUGGUUUUCAGAGCACCUCUAAACAUUCAUUGUCUGUAUAGUUUUCAGAAUUACCCACACCAUUAUUUUAAAAGGUGACCAUCUUUCUGCGUAAGCACAGAGUUUGCUAGUGUGUUUCCUUUGGCUCUUUAAAUCGUGGUGGUGUUUACAGCACUGUCGGUUUUUCUCUCAGUGCUGUGUUGAGUAAUAAUUAGCAUAUAAUUGUGCACAGAACCAGGAGCAGUUUGGAAAGAACAAACAUGUUUUCUGUUGGUUACAGUGGGACUCAUGUAAAUGCUGAUGUGCAGCAAAGCAAUGAGCCAGGCCCCUACAACAGUGCUGAUGGGACUAAAGACUGUUCCCAGACAUUUCUUUUCCUACCAGUGCCGCUGGUAUUUAGAAUUGCCACAAAUGACCUUGGAAUCUUCUAAGGAAGCUGUGGUCCAUUUGCUUUCUUCCUACAUUGUGCUGUGUAGAGUCUGCAUUUGCUUUGUAUGAGUUAGAGGUGCAUUUGAGCCAGGAGAAAUCAUUAAGCUUUAUGUGAUACAGACCACGCAUGGGUGACAAGUGUGUUAUGGGUGUGUUGGUUUCUUAUUAAAAAGAAAAAGUGAUUGAAACACUGUUUAACCUUUGUGCCAAGCUGUUGAAAAAAUUAACCAUUCCUUUCAGAAGCAAUUCUUUGGACUAAUAGCAGUCAAUGAUUUGAUGGAAGACAGAGGAUUGAUAGGAAAAUGAUCAGGCUCUUUCUGGAGUCCACUUACAUUAGCUUAUAGUGCUAAUUAAGACUACAUUCUGUGGGAGUUGGUAGUAAACCAGUAGAGAUUAUUUUCUUUACAGAUUUGCACACUACUUUAUUACCUGCCAACUCUCACAUAACACAAAAUAGAAAGUACAGAUAGAUACAUAAUAUUUAGAUUGGGAAAUGUUAGGAAGUUUAAUAUUUAAAAAGUUAAAAUAUUUUGCAUGAAAGCAAAAUUUUAUAUAUAUAUAUAUUUUUUUUUUUUCUCUUUUUACAAAAGCACUUACCUUUCUAUUAGAAUCCAUUUGAUGACAGUUUGGAAAUUUUAUCAUCUAUUUACAGAUAUUUGAUUACAACUUAUGUGCUUUUUCAAUGAAACUUUAUUCUAAAACAUGGUACUAUAUAUAGUGGUCGACAUUUAAAGGGUAAACAAGCAGUAUUUGAAAGCCAAGAUUCUUUCCUUGUCUAUGCUAGUUUUAACCUUUCAUGCCUUAUGCUGUGGUUAAUCCAAUACUGUCCUUUUAGGUGAGCUCACUUAUCUACUUUUAAAAACACUUUAACAUGCACCUUACUUUUUGGAAACAAAUCUUCUGUUCUUUAAAAAAUAAAUAAAUAAAUAAAACAAUAUCCAAAGCUGCUCUUGAUAAUGUUUGCAUAUAUGGAAACUCUUACCUUUUUCUCUCAAAAGUAUUUAAUAAAUUUAUUUUAAUGUUUGUGUAUUUCAUGUUUUAUUAUAAAAUUGCACAGCCAUUGAAUUGAGACCAGUCAAUUAAGCCCAAUAGUGUAAUUUUGGAAUAAUAAAAUGUGACAUGUAUAUAAACAGUGCAUAUUGGUAUCUGAAA